Molecule: messenger RNA, 3292 nt
Organism: Struthio camelus australis
Lineage: Eukaryota; Metazoa; Chordata; Aves; Struthioniformes; Struthionidae
Source: RefSeq, a predicted model, not a curated record
UAAAGCACAAGCCGCUUUGCCGUGAAAGCGCCUGAGCCACACUUCUCUGAAAGACACAGGAGGGAAUACACAAUUGCAGAUUUCACCCACCGUGGCGGUGCAGAUCAGAGGAAACAACUGACUGAUAUCAUUUUAUUUGCAAAUAGAACUCUGUGCAUUUUUUAACCGCGUCGCGGCUCUUUUCCCCUCCCCUUUGCCAUUCCGCUUAUAUGGAUGUAAUUCAGAAUCUGUGUUAAUUCACGUGGGGGAUCCAGUUACAUCUUGUUCCGCUCCGGGUAUAUUAACGAGAGACCAAUAAUCGCCUUUGGACAACACAGUCUUGUUGCUAACCUUUGAACUGAAAGGAUCAAGUUCAGAUCUGGUUACCUGCAUUGGGACGGGAAGGAAGAGGCGAGAGAGAGCGAGAAAGAGAGAGAGAGCGAGAGAGAGACUGCAAUCUCAUUUGUGAAUCGCUCUCAGUGCUGCAGAUCCAGAUUGCUAUAACACAUGCAGUGCAAAUGCAGGUAAGGCACACACACAAACUGCGGAUGCAAAAACAAACUUGGGACUGUUGUGUAUGUUCAUAUCUACAGCCUUGCAAAUUGUGGGCAAACGGCUUCUGCAGUUUCUGUAUCGUUGCUUUGUGACUAAUGACCUUGCGCAGAGUUGUUAAAAAAAUCCUCUCCGGAGAAAGAGCUGAACAUUUUAGGCGAUCUCUGAAGAUGGAUUUGGGUGCUUUUCUGCCAACCGAAGGGGAUAGUCUAUGGACUGCUCUGUAAUACACGGGGUUCUUCUCCUAUCAGUUGUACAGCUACCGACAUUAUUGGGAUUUUUAAUUUUUUUUAAUCUUUUUAAAUUAUUAUUAAUUUUUUAAAGAACUGCCCAUUGCUAAGAGGAUUUGGAGUUUUCCCGGACACAAGCCCUUUGAAUAAAGCGAAUCACAUUUUUUUCCUGUGUGUGCAGAGAGGGGGAAGAAUAAAGCUAAUGCCUUGGUCGUAAACGGCUGAGAGAGAGCGAGAGCGAGAGAGCGAGAGAGAGAGAGAGAGAGAGAGAAAAGAGAGAGUGUGUGAAUUGUAGUUAACUCUAGUGUCGAAGAAGACGACCUGGGGGGCUUCAAAUCGCACAGUUCUGCUCCUGCUUUUAUUGCAAACCUUGCAAAGUGAUUACAGUAAAAUCAGAGAGGAGGAGGAGGAGAAGGGGGAGGAGGAGGAAAAUCCCAUCCUAUCUGCUGAGAUGAAUCUUUAAAAAGCAAAAUACACUGUCCCGUGAACUGUAAGUAUAUCGCAACUGGAAGGCAGGGAGAACAGCAGAGGAGCCAACAGCAGGGUUUUGACCACCAAUUGCAGCAGCCAUGAGACAGUAAGUUUCCAGGAACAGAAGGAUUUUAUAAUUGAUCAUCCGGACGCCUUUCUGUUGGCUUAUCAGGGGAGUUUACUGAGGGGCGGGUGGGACUGAGAGGAGGGGGGUUUUCGGUGCGAAGAAGAUGAGGAAGAUGCGGACUCUCCUUGGCUUUGUACAUUGCUGCUGCUGCUGCUGCUUCUUGCUCCUCCUGCCUCCGCCGCUCUGGGUCAGCCUAGCAGCGGCCAAGCAGCUCCUGAGGUACAGGCUGGCCGAGGAGGGGACCGCCGUCGGCAACGUGGCUUCCGACCUGGGUAUCGUGACGGGCUCCGGAGAGGUGACAUUCAGCCUGGAAUCGGGCUCCGACUACCUCAAGAUCGAUAACAUGACCGGGGAGCUGAGCACCACGGAGCGGCGCAUCGACCGCGAGAAGCUGCCGCAGUGCCAGAUGAUCUUCGACGAGAACGAGUGCUUCCUAGACUUCGAGGUGUCGGUCAUCGGCCCCUCGCAGAGCUGGGUGGACCUCUUCGAGGGCCGGGUCAUCAUCCUGGACAUCAACGACAACACCCCUACCUUCCCUUCCCCUGUCCUCACGCUUACCGUGGAGGAGAACCGGCCCGUGGGGACCCUCUACCUGCUUCCCACCGCCACCGACAGGGACUUUGGCCGCAACGGCAUCGAGCGCUACGAGGGGCGCCUGCUGCGGCUGGACGAGACCUCGGGCUGGCUCAGCGUCUUGCACCGCAUCGACCGCGAGGAGGUGAACCAGCUUCGCUUCACCGUCAUGGCCCGGGACCGGGGCCAGCCCCCCAAGACAGACAAGGCCACGGUAGUGCUAAACAUCCGCGACGAGAACGACAACGUGCCCACCAUCGACAUCCGUAAAAUCGGGCGCAUCCCGCUGCGGGACGGGGUGGCCAGCGUGGCCGAGGACGUGCUGGUGGAUACUCCUAUCGCGUUGGUGCAGGUGUCGGACCGGGACCAGGGCGAGAACGGCGUGGUGACCUGCACCGUGGUGGGAGACGUGCCCUUCCAGCUCAAGCCGGCCAGCGAGGGCGAGGGGGAGCCACAGAACAAGCGCAAGUAUUUCCUCCACACUUCGGCCCCUCUGGACUACGAGGCUGUCCGCGACUACAACGUGGUGAUCGUGGCUGUGGACUCGGGCAGCCCGAGCUUGUCCAGCAACAACUCUUUGCUGGUGCGGGUCGGGGACACUAAUGACAACCCUCCCGUGUUCAGCCAGGCCGUGCUGGAGGUCUCCUUCCCGGAGAACAACUUGCCCGGCGAGAGGGUGGCCACAGUGGUCGCCACGGACGCGGACAGCGGCAAGAACGCCGAGAUCACCUACUCCCUGGAGCCCUCGCCCCUUUCCUCGGAGGCACCAGGAGGCAUCUUCAGCAUCGACCCGGACUCGGGCGACGUGUCGGUGCAGGCGGUGCUGGACCGCGAGCAACGCGACACCUACGAGUUCCAGGUGACGGCCCGGGACAAGGGGGUGCCUUCCCUGCAGGGCUCCACCACCGUGGUGGUGCGGGUGGCGGACCGCAACGACAACGAGCCGCGCUUCAUGCAGGACGUGUUCACUUUCUACGUGAAGGAGAACCUGCAGCCCAACAGCCCCGUGGGCAUGGUGACCGUGAUGGACUUCGACAAGGGCCGCAACGCCGAGCUCAGCCUCUCCAUCCAGCCAGGCGAGCACGACCAGGCAGCCGGCAUCUUCUCCAUCGAGAACGACACCGGCACCAUUUACUCCACCGUCUCCUUCGACCGGGAGCAGCAGACCAGCUACACUUUCAAGGGGAAGGCCGGCGGACGGGGGGCGGCGCGAUUUAAAAUCCAAACCCUCAAGGUGCUGAACAUUGCCUGUCAGGGGCCUCCAUACUAUCAACUUUCAGCAAAGAUUGUCAAAGAUAAGAAAGCUCAGUGCGUAACAGGAAUCACUUUGCGGCUUGGAGGGUUGCAUCCUCAAUCAUAA